This is a messenger RNA of Ostrinia furnacalis (Asian corn borer), 3321 nucleotides long. It is a transcript of the gene lovit, whose product is annotated as loss of visual transmission. Gene Ontology annotation, cellular component: membrane. The transcript has 9 exons. Bases 306 to 2090 code for a protein of 594 amino acids. Gene Ontology annotation, molecular function: sucrose:proton symporter activity. NCBI's taxonomy places the organism in Eukaryota, Metazoa, Arthropoda, Insecta, Lepidoptera, Crambidae. The record is from RefSeq and is a predicted model, not a curated record.
UCGAGCAAACAUCGUCACGCUCCGCAAACUAACGCUUGUUACACUUAACGAAGUCCAGUGAAGUUCACUUACAAUAUACAGGAAAUAACAGUGACUGAAAACUUUUGAAAAUUUUAACUGUCUUCAGUUCUCGCGGUGAUGGUCUCUUUCAAGUUGUAUCACUGUAAUUUCUCAGACUGAUGUUUGAAUUAAAUUUUAUCAUAACCAAUAUUGCCGCCCAAGUUUCGUAAGCUUACUGAACCUAUAAUGAAUAAAUGAAGUAUUUUCGUAGAGUUACAAAGCUAUGAAUAAGUGAAGUAUUAAUAAUGGCAGACAAAUUAAAUGAAUACCAAGGUGUGACGGGGCGUCUUCACGGUGUGCGGGACAAGUACAAGGAACGGUGGAGCAACUGGAGGGAGCAGCACCCCCGAGGGGUUAAGGAUGUGGUUAAGGAGUCGCUUUUUGGGAUCCCCAACUCGGACGAGCCUCCGGAAAGGGUCUGGCAGGAUAGCGCGUACAGUGAUUUAUUUAGGAGGAAAAGCCGCGUCGAACUCAUGCGUAUAUCGGCAGCAGUGAUGGGCAUAGAGUUCUCGUACGCUGGAGAAACAGCCUUUGUGUCUCCAACCCUGCUGCAGAUAGGAGUGCCUCACCAACAGAUGACUCUGGUGUGGGCAUUGUCCCCACUAAUAGGGUUCUUCAUGACCCCAUUGCUGGGCUCGCUGAGCGACAGAUGCAAGUCAAAGUUUGGGAGAAGAAGACCUUUCAUUGUGCUCAUGUCAUUUGGAGUUUUACUUGGUUUAAUCUUAGUGCCAAAUGGGGAGGCGAUAGGUUACGCGCUUGGUGACGAGCGACCUACCAACCAAACCGGAGUGCCCUCAGUCUUGGGCCCUCGGAGUUCUGCCUUGGAAGAAGAGAGGACGAACUAUCACCCCUGGGGAGUCCUCUUCACAGUCCUGGGAACUGUUUUCCUGGACUUCGAUGCUGACGCCUGCCAAAGCCCGGCCAGGGCUUAUCUGCUGGACGUGACAGUACCAGAGGACCAUGCAAAGGGUUUGAGUACCUUCACAGUGAUGGCGGGCCUGGGAGGGUUCUUCGGGUAUGCAUUAGGAGGAAUCAACUGGGACGAGACACGAUUAGGCGAGUUGUUCGGCGGCCACGUCAGAGCAGUCUUCUCUCUCAUCACCAUCAUUUUCAUCUUUUGCGUCUCUGCUACCGUGACCAGCUUCAAGGAGAUUCCUUUAGAGGAGCUGAACUACCAAGACGAGUUCAGGAAGCUGGCUCAGACUGAAAGGAACCAGGAGAGCUUCGACGCUGGGGAUGAGGGACCUGAGAAGGGUACCAUGAAGAAGAACGCCACUUAUGGGUCUUUGAACCCGCCAGAGACCGGAACUCCAUCCGUCCCGAUACCAGAAGCGACGCACGCGCAGUCUCUGACCCUCGCCCACUACCUGAAGUCCAUCGUCAUGAUGCCAGCCUCCCUUCGCGUGGUAUGCCUAACCAACCUCUUCUGUUGGAUGGCCCAUGUGUGCUACUCGCUGUACUUCACUGAUUUCGUUGGGGAGGCUGUGUUUGGAGGAAAUCCCGCUGCGCCGGUGGGUUCGGAGAGCCGCGUGGACUACGAGGCCGGCGUCCGCUUCGGAUGCUGGGGCAUGGCAAUGUACUCGCUCUCCUGUGCCUGCUACUCCACCGUCAUUGAGAAACUCAUCAAGCGCUUUGGAGCCAAGAAAGUGUACGUGGGGGGUCUCUGCACGUAUAGCUGCGGAAUGUUCCUGCUGUGUGCCAUCCGCGCACGCGCAGCUGUACUGCUGUUCAGCUGGACGGCCGGCGUCAUGUACUCCACGCUGUUCACCAUGCCUUACCUGCUGGUAUCGCACUACCACGUGACGGGGACGUGGGACAGCGCAGGAGGCGGUUGUGGACAGGAGCGUGGUAUCGGCACCGAUGUAGCCGUGGUCAGCAGCUGCGUCUUCGUGGCGCAACUCCUCGUCUCAGUCAUCAUGGGACUGGCCGUCAAGGCCAUGGGCACCACCGCAGCGGUGGUAGCGGUGGCCGCAGCGCUCGCCGCCGCCGCUGCCGUCACCGCCACCAAAAUCACAUAUCUGGAUUUGUAAUCUCUUAAGUUUAACAAAUUGCGAUUAAGUUGUAGUUAGGUCGUCACUUUUUUAAUUCUGUACUAUGAUCGUACUACAAAAUUAGCUUGAAUUUAAACAUAACUGCGUCUUCGUGGUGCAGCUCCUGUUCUCUAUCAUCAUAGGGCUGCCCUCAAGACCAUCUCACCGCCACCAAAAUCACGUGUAAUCUGGAUUUGUAAUCUUGGUUUAAUCUUAUUUGUCAGGGGUAAUUUUUAAGUUGUAGGUUAGGCGUUUACUUGUUUGUUCUGUGCCAAAGCCACAUUUUUUUAACUGGUAUUUUGCUACCAGAAUCAAUGUUUUUUUUUUAAAUUGUUGUUAUUAUCAGGUUACUUUUAUUAAGUUUUGAGAGAGUAGGUAGUAUUCUAGUUUUUCGCAAUUUUCUACGAGCAAACUGAAAAAGACAUUGAUGCGAGACAAUAUUUACAAAUGAUGAUGAUGGUUAUAUUUGCAAAUGAUGAUAAGCGGUCGUACUACAAAAUGUCUAAAUGCUCGCAAAAAGUGAUCAUGGAGAAUGGUGAAUAAUGGGAUAAAAAUGGGAUAAUUUAAUUGAGUUACGUUAUUUGUUUGAACUAUUUUUAUGGUUUUCAGGUUUACGUUAGGUUGCCAUAUCCUUACCAAACAUAGAGCUUUCUCACGUACACAAAAUAAUUACAAAAUAUAAUAAUACCAUUUUAUGGCUCAUUCUAUAAACACUUACAAAUACCUAACAACAAUAUUAUUUAAAACCGUCUACAGCUACUUACGUUUAAGUUUGCAUUGCAGUAGCGUUUAUUGGAAUAAAACCAUUAAAAACUCUACUUUAGUACCUAGUCCUGUCAUUAUGGUCAAGUUGGCUCUAAAAUAUUGGACAGUUUGAUGCAAAUAAUUGAAUCUUGAUAUUUCAAUAAUCGAAUGUCAGAUAAACGAGAAUAUUUUUGUAUAGUACGUCAAACUACUCUGUUGUUACAAAAUAAUUCCUAAUACAACGAUAUAAGGUGCCACAGUAUUCAGCUUAAUGCUCAAAAGACCAGUAUUGAUUUGUAUUAUCAUAUCUCGAUUAAAGAUCACUAUCGUAAUUAGUAACCAAUAAAAAGGCUGACAACAGUGACUGCGUUUCUUGAGCUCUGGGCCAGAGCUUCUGGUCCACAUUUUUGUAGACAAGCAUUGGUUGAAAAAUCUAUAUUUUUACGUUGGGUGUCACGAACUACAUAUUUGAAGCUGACUGUACUAC